GGUUUAUGUAAACAAAUGUCAAGUUAGCAAAAUGUCGACUUCUGCCACUCCGGUAACAGCGAUAUAUAAUAUGUGCUAGUGGGAAAUAUUGCAAUACAGUCUUUACCAUUGUAAACUGUUUUUACAGUUUCAAUCUGUUUAUCUUUCAAAACAAGCCGCCUUUCUUAACAAUGGCGUGGUGACGACAAUGGCGAUUCCAGAAACCACCGUCGGUGCAGAUAAAGCACCAGUGGUUUGUGCGGAUAAAUCUCCAAGUUGUGCUGCUUUAGGAUUAGAUAUAUGUACCAAUCCGCUUUACCAUGCGUAUGUGGUCGCUAGCUGUGCAGGUCAUUGUAAACUUUGUGAAGGGGGUAUUACGGUAGCAACAACAGUAAAUCCCAAGACAACAUCAUUGGUCCCAACAACUAAAAUUAUUACUGCACACGCAACAGCAGCAGCAGCUUGUGUUGAUACCAUACCAAACUGUGAAUUCUACAGUAUCAAUGAUUGUGGCAGCUAUCCACAAUGGGCAAAAAGCAACUGUCAAAGAUAUUGUAAUCUAUGUCCAAGUUGUGUCGAUAAACUAACUAAUUGUGAUAAUUUCGAUGCAAGUGUAUGUGUCACCCCAAAUUAUGCCCAGUGGGCUAAAGAAAACUGUGCCAGAAAAUGCAACAUGUGUGAUAAAGGCUGCUACUAUAACGGUACAUUGUUUGAAGAGGGGGCUCAGAUUCAAGAUGGUUGUAAAUUUGUUUGCAUCUGUCACGAUGGAAAUACUGGUCGGUACGGAUGCACAUCAUUGUGCUUCGAAUAUACCUUACCAUCAGAAUGUACACUUCUACCACCUAAACCUGGUAAAUGCUGCAAAACCCCAAGCUGUCCUGCUAACAUACAUCUGAAUACUACCGGUGGAAACUUAAUAGGAUAAUUAUUAGCAAGAGGACAAGAUAACAUUUCAUUGGACACUACUUUUUUUAUUAUUGUACUUGUUUGGGCUAAUUAACAUUUGAUUUUUUAAAAGAAUUAUUCUGUAAUACAAGUGUUUU
Patella vulgata (common limpet) is the source of this 1022-nucleotide messenger RNA. RefSeq lists its product as uncharacterized. The coding region runs from base 188 to 904 and encodes 238 amino acids. Gene Ontology annotation, molecular function: protein binding. The record is from RefSeq and is a predicted model, not a curated record. The transcript is spliced from 8 exons. NCBI's taxonomy places the organism in Eukaryota, Metazoa, Mollusca, Gastropoda, Patellidae.